This is a messenger RNA of Symbiodinium sp. CCMP2592, 1017 nucleotides long. Lineage: Eukaryota; Dinophyceae; Suessiales; Symbiodiniaceae. The record is from the annotation of a GenBank genome assembly.
AUGGCCGUGAUAGAGCGAAAAGUAAUGAUCUGCGGCCCAAGUGGCAGCGGAAAGUCUUUUGUGAGCAACAAGCUCACCCUGCUGCCGGUACCAAAGACUUCGCAACAGGAAGAAGAUCCGAACUAUGGCGUGAUCUCCAGCAGCACCUUCGGCCCUUGCUCCACCAGGGUGCUAACAAAGCGUUCAAGAAACCCCGUCAAGUACUACCUCAAUUCGAGAGGGGAUGAAGGCCAGAUGACGCUCUAUGUGACAGACACGCCAGGAGUGCCCGACACGAAGGGCAGAUCGGUCAAUUUUCUGAACGAGGUCAUGUCCUUCGCAAGGGAAAGCCGUCCGCACGGGAUAGUUUGGGUCGUUGAUGCCGUUGGCAGGUUUGGCAAUGACAUGGAGCUGGCGCUCCAGGCCGCUAAAGAGUGCUGGAAUGGGCAGCUCACUGAGUCCAAGCUCCACGUCUUCGUGAAUAGGGUGCCUAGCGCAUUUUCGCUUGCAAAUGAUGGAGAGGAAGAGGAGAACAUCGAGCAGGUCCAGGCGGAAAAGGUUGAUGCAGCUGUGCGUUACGUGGUGAAGUGCUUGCUGGGCGAAGACAAAGUGGAGGGCUUCCGGAAUUAUUCAUGGAACCUUGCCGGCAGUCACGAAGGAAUAAAGACACUCAAGCUUGCUAUUGCGAAGUUCGACACCCCCCUGACAGACCAGCAGGCUGGCAGCAUACGCACCUGGGACGAGCUCAACACAUACUACGAGGACUUGGAAACGGGUGCGAUAAGUGCAAAGGAAUUCCAGGAGCAACAGCUCUCCGCAAAGCAGUUUGCGAAGCAAUACCUCGUCGCGGUUGCCGGUGUGGCAAAGAGAUGGCCGACUGCAUCUUUCAAGUCAUUAGCGGAACGUAUCGGUAAGAAGAUGGAAGAAGUUGACGGGGAGAUCCAACGGUUGCAGGGUGACCACGAGAAGGAGUUGGAAAGGGAGAAGAAGCUCUUGGCCUCAAGCAAUUCAUGCAAGCUUGGUUUUUGGAGCUUGUAG